Molecule: messenger RNA, 261 nt
Organism: Paramecium tetraurelia
Lineage: Eukaryota; Ciliophora; Oligohymenophorea; Peniculida; Parameciidae
Exons: 2
Source: RefSeq, a predicted model, not a curated record
AUGAGUAAUUCAAUCGCUAAAAUAAAUAAUAAAAAAGAGUUAUUGGAGGUGAAUAAAAUCGUGAACUCAGUCAAAAUGUUUAUCAAUUCUUUCUUAAAUUAGGAUUUAAUUGCAUAGGCAGCAGAACGUAGAUUAUAAAACUACGAAAAAAGAGGUUUGACACCAUAAUCAUAAGUUGAAUUCGAAUAAAAAAGGUAAAAGUAGGAAGAAGCUGAAUAAUACAAGAAAGAAGGUAGAUCAUAAAACUGUAAAUGGGAUUGA